Micromonas commoda is the source of this 13810-nucleotide messenger RNA. Its product is annotated as dynein gamma chain, flagellar outer arm. The record is from RefSeq and is a predicted model, not a curated record. Gene Ontology annotation, molecular function: minus-end-directed microtubule motor activity; dynein light intermediate chain binding; ATP binding. The coding region runs from base 1 to 13614 and encodes 4537 amino acids. The transcript has 3 exons. Gene Ontology annotation, cellular component: dynein complex. NCBI's taxonomy places the organism in Eukaryota, Viridiplantae, Chlorophyta, Mamiellophyceae, Mamiellales, Mamiellaceae. Gene Ontology annotation, biological process: microtubule-based movement.
AUGGGCGACGCGAGGACGGUGUACAUCGCCGGCAAGGUGGCUGAAUGUUUCGACAUCAGCAAGGACGACGCGACGCGCGGGAUGAGCUGGUACCACGACCAGAUCUUGGCUUUCUACAAGCCCGAUGGCCCGCCCAAGCUCCUGUUCUACUAUCAGAUUCCCGAGGAGAAAAACAUCGACGGCGAUUUCAUCCCGAAGGCGGGAGAGCCGCCCAAGCUCAUCGUCACCGACGGCGACGUGGAGACGCUGCGGGACAAGGCCUUGUACCUGGUUCGGACCAACCCCAAGGGCGUGAGCGAUAAGAGCCCGGAGAACGACAUAUACAGCGGCGAGAUCCGGGGAAGCGUCCUGGACACUCUCGCCAGCCUAGUCGCCAAUCUCUACGCUCCGGUGCUCAAGGCUCAGAAGGAGUGGGGUAAGACCACGAGGGAGAGCGCGUACGACUGCGUCAUCGGCGUCCAGAGAUUUGGGGACACCCUAACCAGCGCCGCGCACUCGCUGCAGGGCGGCGUCGAGCUCAUCGGACCCGACCAAAAGUACGUCGACUCGAUCGACCUCAAGCCGCAGGCUUUCUCGGACGCCGCGGCGGACCAGGAGACGGCUAGGCACUUCGAGGAGAUCUUGACGGACUGGUGCGAUAAGACGGAAGCGCUGCUGGACGCCUCCGAGGAUGCCUACGCGAUGAGCGCGAAGGAAGACGCCGGUCCGGACACGGAGGUUGAGUACUGGCGCGGGCGAAUGGCCAAGUUCAACUCGAUCACCGAGCAGCUCAAGGGGAAGGAGUGCCGUCUGGUGCUCGGCGUGUCCAUGGCGGGCAGAUCGCAGGCGCACAAGCGAUGGAAGGCUGUGGAUAUGCGGGUCACGGACGCUUCCAACGAGUCCAAGGAUAACGUCAAGUAUUUGACCACCCUCGAGAACUCGAUGACGCCGCUGUACGAGGGCGACCCGAGGCAGAUCCUGGACGGGAUCCCGGGCCUGAUGAACAACGUGAAGAUGAUGCACACGAUCGCGCGGUACUACAGCACCAGCGAGCGCAUGACGACGCUGUUCAAGAAGAUAUCCAACCAGAUGAUUGUGAACAUGCGCGAGUACAUCACCGCGCCGGGCAAUCUAUGGACGCAGGAUCGAGAGGAGAUGCUGGGACGUCUGGAGCUCUGCAACAAGGUGAAGGUUCGGUACUUCGAGGAGUACAUGGUGACGAAGGAUAGGCUGGAACAGAACCCGAAGGGACGGCAGUUCGACUUCGACGAGGAUCAGAUAUUUGCAAAGAUCAACCUCUUCGGCAAGCGCGUCAGCAAGCUCCUCGACAUGUUCACCACCAUCAAGCAGUUCACCACGCUGAACGAGAAGAACAGCAUCGACGGUCUCGUCGGCCCGAUCAAGGCUUUCUUCAAGGUUGUCGAAGAGUUCAAGCGAAAGCCGUACGACCUGAUGGAUUUCGCGAAGAAUCAGUUUGAUCGCGACUACCUUGAGUUUAACGUUUCCGUGCACGAGCUUGAGACGAAGCUGCAGGAUUUCGUGAACGCCAGCUUCAGAGAGAUCACCUCCACGGAGCAGGCGCUCAACCUGUUGAGACAGUUCCAGAGCAUCCUUCAGAGGGACUCGCUGCGUCAGGAUUUGGAGGAUAAGUGGAUGGUAAUCUUCCAGAACUAUUCGCUGGAUCUGGACGCGGUGCAGAAGAUUUAUGAGAAGCACAAGCACGGACCGGCGCUUCCCCGCAACGCGCCACCUGUCGCGGGCGACAUCAUGUGGGCCAGGCAGCUGCUCCGAAGGAUCGAGGAGCCCAUGCGCAAGUUCGCGACGAACGAAGCCAUCAUGCGAAGCAAGGAGAGCAAACGCGUGGUGAAGACCUACAACACGGUUGCAAAGGCGCUCGUCGCGUUUGAGACGUUGUGGCUGCAGGCGUGGACCAAGAGCAUCGAGACCUCCAAGGCUGGCCUGCAGGCGACGCUCAUCGUCCGUCACCCGGAGACUGGUAACCUCCUCGUAAACUUCGACCGCGAAAUAUCGCAGCUCAUGCGCGAGGCCAAGUACCUGCAGCGGAUGGGCAUCGAGGUUCCCGAGUCGGCCAAGAUGGUGCUGCUCCAGGAGGAAAAGUUCAAGCGGUACUACAACCAGCUGUCGCACGCGCUCAAGGAGUACGACCGCGUGAUGUCCGCCAUCAUGCCCGUCGCCAAGCCCCUGCUCGGGCCGCACCUCGACGAUCUCGAGAAGAAGCUCGCGCCGGGCAUGUACAUCCUCACCUGGACCUCCAUGAACAUCGACGGAUACCUCAUGCACGUGCACAAGUCUCUGGGCCGGCUGGAGGAACUCAUCGGCAAGAUGAACGACGCCAUCGAUAAUCGCAUCGAGGCCAACCUCAAGCUGGUGGCCAAGACCAAAUUCGUGGACCUCCCGGACGACCAGAGUUUCACCGUGGAGGAGUUCCAAACCACGCAGGCGCGGUUCAUCAAGCAGCAGACGGAUGAGCUGGUGGUUAAGAACGUGGAGAUUGAACGCGGCGUCCACGACCUGUGCGAGAUGAUGCGCGAUUACCCUCGGGAUAACCCAGAGGUUGAGCUGGAGGACGUCGCCGUCGACGAGUUCACGCACCACUACGCCAAGCUGAUGUACCAGGCGAUUCUCACCGCGACAAAGCGCGGGUUUGGCGACAUGAAGAAGCGCCUCGGGUCGCGAUCUUCCGGCGGGUUUCUGUUCGUGGAGAGGCCGUUCUUCGACGUCGACGUGGAGCUCACCGUACCUACGGUGACGAUGAAUCCGCCGCUCGACGCCAUCCAGGCGGCGGUCAACAGCGUGGCCAAGAAGAUCCUCAAGGUGAGCGAGUCACUGCACAUGUGGGGGCAGGGCACUGCACACGGCGAGCUCGACGUGUCCAAGAUGAGCCGGCGCCAAUCCACGGGUUUCAUCGUCCCCAACGAGAACUACUUCAAGUGGAUCGCCGCGGACAAGGAGAUCGUCAAGUCGGUCCUGCUCCUCACGGGUUCAAUGGAGGGCACCAAGGCGCAGGUCAUGGAGUACAUCGAGACGUUCACGCGGUUCGACUUCCUCUACAUGGACGAUCUUCAGGCCGCGUACACCGCCUUCAUGAACACCAAUCCGAGCCUGGAAGCGUUCGAGAACGAGCUCAAGAAGUACAUGGACAUCGAGAAACAGAUCCAGGCCAUCGCGCCCGUGCACAACAUCGGAGCCAUGUCCCUGGAGACUCAGCCGCUCAAGAACUCGCUCAAGGCGGAGGCUGCCGCGUGGAAGUCGCAGUUCGCAAAGAACAUGCACUCGCAGGGUAAGGAACAGCUCGAGGUGUUGCACGAGUACAUGCACGCGACUACCUUGAAGCUGAACCGCAAGGCGGAGGAUUUGGAGGACGUCAGGGUCACGAUGGGUGUGCUGAAGGAGAUUCGCGAGAAGGAGUCUGAGCUGGACACGAUCAUGACCCCGAUCGAGGAGAUCUACGCCCUCCUCGCCAGGUACGAGGUGCGCGUGCCCAAGGAGGAGACCGAGACAGUCUCCGAGCUGCGGUACGGCUGGGAUAAGAUGAAGAAGCUCGCAGAGUCCGUCGCCGAGAACCUGUCGAGGCUGCAGGUUGGGUUCAAGCGAGAGCUCAUCAAGGAGGUCAAGGUGUUUGUCGUCGACGCCGCGGAGUUUGGUAAGGAUUGGGACGCCAACGGUCCGUCCGUCCCCGGGCUCGACCCCAUGGAGGCGGUGCAGCGACUUAAGAAGUUCCAGACCACUUUCGCGGUGCGCAAGCGAAAGUGGGAUAACUACCGAAGCGGCGAGGAGCUCUUCGGGCUCCACAUCACGCCGUAUCCCGAGCUGGAGAAGAUUGAGAAGGAGAUUGACAUGCUCGAUAAGCUGUACUCGCUGUACUCCGAGGUCAACGCGACGAUGGACGACUACGCCGACGUGUUGUGGUCGGACGUCAAGGACCAGAUCGACGGGAUGGAGGAGAAGAUGAAGAUCUUCCAGUACAACAGCAAGCACCUGCCAAAGUCGCUGAAAGAUUGGCCCGCGUUCAACGACUGCAAGAAAAAGAUCGACGAGUUCCUCGAGGGCACCCUCCCUCUGGUGCGCCUUCUGUGCAGCAAGGACAUGCGGCCGAGGCACUGGACGCAGCUCCAGGAGCUCUUUGAGACCACAUUUGACCUUGGCGAGGAUGUGUUCAAGUUUGGCACGCUCAUCGACCUGAGGAUGUUCAAGAUGGCGGAGGAGGUCGAGGACCUUGCGGGCGGCGCCGUGAAGGAGGCCCAGAUCGAGCAGAAGCUGGAGCAGGUGGACGAGGACUGGUCCGAGCAGAUCUUCGAGUUUACAAAGUACAAGCACAAGGGCGACGUGAUCCUACAGAUGUCCACCACCGGCGAGCUCAUCGAGAAGCUGGAGGAUGCGCAGAUGCAACUCGGUUCCAUGGCCACCAACAGGUACUCGGCACCCUUCAAGUCCAAGGUGAACGACUGGAUCACCAAGCUGUCCACCGUGUCCGAGAUUGUCGAGAUGUGGCUCAUUGUCCAGAACAUGUACGUCUACAUGGAGGCUGUGUUCAGCGGCGGCGACAUCGUCAAGCAGCUCCCCGCCGAGGCUAAGAGGUUCAACAACAUCGACAAGCAGUUCAUGCGCGUCGUCGGCAACGCAGGCGACAUUAAGAAUGUCGUUGAGGUCUGCUACGAGAACGACCAGAUGCAGCAGACCCUCCCCUACCUCACCGAGCAGCUCGAGCUGUGCCAGAAGAGCCUCACCGCGUUCCUGGACACUAAGCGCGCGCAGUUCCCCCGCUUCUACUUCGUCUCUGAUCCGACGCUCCUCGAGAUUCUGUCGCUCGGCUCAGAUCCUCCGUCGGUGACGCCGCACUUCCAGUCCGGUCUCUUCGACUCCCUCACAGAGGUGACCUUCGACAGACAGGACAAGACCAAGAUGCUCGAGAUGUUCUCGCAGCAGAAGGAGUGCGUUAAGUUUGUGAAGGAGAACGACGGCGUCCUCGAUCCCAACCCGGUCAUGGCCGUGGGCAACAUCGAGUCCUGGCUGCAGGCGCUGGUGGAGGGCAUGCAGGAGUCCAUUCGGUCCAUCAUCAAGAUGGCCAAUGAGGCGGUAUUCGAGAAGGAGCUCGAGGAGUUCAUCUUUGGAUUCCCCGCACAGAUCGCGCUUCUGGGUAUCCAAUUCCUAUGGACCAACGACAUGCAGACGGCACUCACCGGCGCAAAGAAGGACAAGACCAUGAUGGUCAAGGCUUUCAAGAAGCAGGAGACACUUCUGAAGGAGAUGAUCGUGAUCACGACACGGCCGGAUCUUGAUAAGAACGACAGGAAGAAUCUCGAGACGGUCAUCACCGUGCACGUGCACCAGAGAGAUACCUCCGAGGAGCUCCUCAAGAAGCGAGUGAAGGAUCCCGCGGAUUUUGAGUGGAUGAAGCAGUGCCGGUUCUACUGGCGCAACGAGCUUAACACGGUGAUCAUCUCCAUCUGCGACGUCGACUUCGAGUAUUCGUAUGAGUAUCUCGGCGUGAAGGAGCGCCUCGUGAUCACGCCCCUGACGGACAUCUGCUACGUGACUCUGUCUCAGGCGCUCGGCAUGUUCCUCGGCGGCGCGCCCGCGGGACCCGCGGGUACGGGCAAGACGGAGACCACCAAGGAUCUCGGUAACACCCUCGGCAAGUUUGUUGUCGUGUUCAACUGCUCCGACCAGAUGGACUACAAGGGCAUGGGUAAGAUCUACCGCGGUCUCGCGCAGUCCGGUCUGUGGGGAUGCUUCGACGAGUUCAACCGCAUCAACCUCGACGUGCUCUCAGUGUGCGCGCAGCAGGUUUACUGCGUCCUUCAGGCUAUCCGCGAGCGCAAGAAGGAGUUUGUCUUCACGGACGGCGCCGUGGUGUCGCUGGAUCCGCGCGUGGGUUUCUUCAUCACGAUGAACCCCGGUUACGCCGGUCGUCAGGAGCUGCCGGAGAACCUGAAGGCUCUCUUCCGCGGCGUCACGAUGAUGGUGCCCAACCGCCAGAUCAUCAAGAAGGUGAAGCUGGCGGCGUGUGGCUACCAGGAGAACGAAUUCCUCGCCAAGAAGUUCUUCGUCCUCUACGGUCUCUGCGAGCAGCAGCUGUCCAAGCAGGCGCACUACGAUUUCGGUCUGCGCAACAUCCUCUCUGUGUUGCGCACCAUGGGCGCCUCCAAGCGCGCAAACCCGAACAAAUCUGAGGUGUACCUGGCGAUGCGAACCCUUCGCGACAUGAACAUGUCCAAGUUUGUCGCCGAGGACGUGCCACUCUUCUUGUCGCUCAUCGACGACAUCUUCCCCGGGACCAAGGCGGACAAGGCUGUUUUCCCCGACAUCGAGGCUGCGAUGGCCAAGGUUGCCACCGAGAAGGGCCUCCAGCUCCACCCGACGUGGCUCGCCAAGUGCGUCCAGCUGUACGAGACCUACCUGGUGCGUCACGGUAUCAUGCUCGUGGGACCCACCGGCGGUGGUAAGACAGCCAUCUGUGAGACGCUCGCGGGUGCGCUCACUGAGGUUGGCAACAAGCACGUGGUGUGGAAGAUGAACCCCAAGGCGAUCACCGCGCCGCAGAUGUUCGGCCGCCUCGACGCCGCCACGGGCGACUGGACCGAGGGUGUCUUUGCCGUACUCUGGCGCCGCGCCGCUAAGGAGAAGAAGAACAACACGUGGAUCGUGCUAGACGGACCCGUCGACGCCAUCUGGAUCGAGAACCUCAACACCGUGCUCGACGACAACAAGGUUCUCACCCUCGCCAACGGCGAUCGCGUGCAGAUGAGCGGUAUGAUGAAGGCGAUGUUCGAGCCCGAAAACCUCAACAACGCGUCUCCCGCGACCGUCUCCCGAGCGGGUAUCAUCUACGUCUCGGAGACUGAGCUCGGCUGGAAGCCGCUCGUGGCCUCCUGGCUCGACAAGCGCCGCAAGCAGGAAUCCGCGCUGCUCAAGCCCAUGUUCGAGAAGUACAUCGAUCCCAUCAUCCACUUCAUCACGCUUGAGUGCAAGCCCAUCAUGGGAGGCAUCCCCUGGGAGCACGUCUCUAGGGAUUUUUGCUCCGUCGGAUCGCUGCUCACCAUGCUUCAGGCGUGCCUCAAGCCCACUAGCGAGGGCGACAAGCCCGAGACGCUCAGCGAGGGGCACUACGAGCGCCUCUUCAUCUAUUGCGUCUGCUGGUCGUUGGGCGCCAUGCUUCCCGCCGAUGACCGUCCCAAGUUUAACGCCAAACUCUGCGAGCUCGCCAAGGGCAACGUGCCCGACAUGGAGCCCGGCGACACUCUGUUCGAGUAUUACGUCAACGAGGACAACACUGAAUGGGCGCCGUGGGUGGACCGUGUGCCGACGUGGGAGUACCCCAAGUUGGAGGAGCGGCCCAAGUUUGCCUCGCUCGUGAUCCCAACCCUGGACUCGGUCCGGUUGGAGUACGCGUUGAACCUGGUGAGCAGCGUCGACGGCAGCUCGCUGUUCGUGGGCGGCCCCGGUACGGCCAAGACCACCACGAUCAAGUCGUUCAUCAACUCCUUCGACCCCGACAAGAUGCUCAACAAACCCAUCACCUUUUCGUCGCUCACCACCCCCGGGGUGUUUCAAACCGCCGUGGAGGGCGCGGUGGAGAAGAGGCAGGGACGCACGUUCGGUCCCCCGACGGGCAAGAAGCUCAUCGUGUUCGUCGAUGAUAUCUCCAUGCCGCAGAUGAACGACUGGGGCGACCAGGUGACCAACGAGAUUGUCCGCCAGCUCCUCGAGCAGGGCGGCAUGUACUCGCUCGAUAAACCCAUCGGAGACAUGAAGAUGAUCGUGGACGUUCAGUACCUCGCGGCGAUGAACACGCCGGGCGGGGGCAAAAACGACAUUCCGAACCGCCUCAAGAGGCACUUCUGCAUCUUCAACGUGCCCCUCCCGUCCGUCGCGGCCAUCAACAACAUCUUUGGCCAGCUCGUCUCCGGCCGGUUUGCGGCGGAUGUCUUCUCCGCAAACGUCGUCGCAGCCGCGGAGAAGCUGGUGCCCAUAACCAUCGACCUGUGGAACAAGGUGCAGACCAAGAUGCUCCCGACGCCCGCCAAGUUCCACUACCUGUUCAACAUGCGCGAGCUCAGCAAGGUGUUCCAGGGCCUGAUCCUCGCCGAGCGCGACAGGUUUAAGAACGGCGUUCAGCAUCCCCCAUUUGGCGGCAACGUCAAGUCACCCGAGGGCUACCUCGUCGCGUUGUGGAGGCACGAGUGCGAGCGCGUGUUCGUGGACAAGCUCACGAGCUACGACGACAAGAACUGGACCGAUAGCUUGAUCCAGAAGAUCAUCAGCGAGACCUUCGGUGAGAAAAUCACCAAGGAGGUUGAGGAGCGCGUGUACUUUGUCGACUUUCUCCGUCCGCCCGUCGUCGACGAGCAGACGGGCGACGUCCUCGAGGCCAACCCGAGCUAUUACGAGUCAUCCGUCGAUCUGCAAAUGGUGAAAGACCUCGCGGACAAGAAGAUGGCGAUGUUCAACGAGACGUCCAAGACGGUCAAGCUGGACUUGGUGUUGUUCGAGGAUGCCCUGACGCACAUGAUGCGCAUCGCGAGGCUCCUUUCGAUGGACCGAGGAAGCGCGUUGCUUGUUGGCGUGGGCGGCUCCGGUAAGCAGUCGCUGACCCGACUCGCCGCGUACAUCGUCGGAGCGUUCACGUUCCAGAUUACAAUCUCGAAGCAGUACAAUCAGAGCGCGCUGUUCGAGGAUCUCAAGGCCCUGUACAAGGUGGCGGGCCUGAAGGGCCAGAAGGUUGCGUUCAUCUUCACCGACGCCGAGGUCAAGGAGGAAUCCUUCCUGGAAUUCAUCAACCAGAUUUUGAUGACUGGCGAGGUGGCUGGUCUAUUCCCCAAGGACGAGCUCGACAUGAUCGUCAACGACAUGCGCGCGGUGGCCAAGCGCGAGUGCCCGGAAAUGCCCGACACUUGGGAGAACCUCUACCAGCUGUUCCUGGGUAGGGUCCGCGAUAACCUCCACACCUGCCUCUGCUUCUCCCCCGUCGGCGACAAGUUUGCGACUCGAGCUCGAAAUUUCCCGGGUCUCAUCAACGGGUGCACCAUCGACUGGUUCCUCCCGUGGCCCCAGGACGCGCUCAUCGCGGUGUCGACAAAGUACAUCGGCGACUUCAGCAUGGCGUGCGGCGAUGAGGUCAAGGCGCUGCUGCAGGAGCACAUGGGUCACGUGCACACCGCCGUGACCCAGGCGUGCAAGGAGUACUUUGAGAAGUUCAGGCGCAACGUUUACGUCACCCCCAAGUCGUAUCUCUCGUUCAUCGACGGCUACCGCAGCCUCUACCAGAAGAAGCUGGACGACGUCAAUGUGCUCGCGGACAAGAUCAACAGCGGCCUGUCCAAGUUGUUCGAGGCCAAGAGCGACGUGAAGAAGAUGCAGGUUGAGCUCACGCAGAAGAACAAGGAUCUCGCCGAGGCGCAGAAAUCUUCGGAGAAGCUCCUCAAGGAGAUCUCCGCGUCCACCGCCGUGGCCGAGAAGGAGAAGGCUAAAGUAGCGGUCAUCGUCGAGGGCGUCACCGCCAAGGCUAACGAGAUCGAGGCUGGCAAGAUUGAGGCUGAGGAGGAUCUCAAGGCGGCGCAGCCAGCGAUGGAUGCGGCGCUGGAGGCACUCAACUCAAUCGACCAAAAGUCCAUCCAAAACACCAAGGCUCUCAAGAACCCUCCCGACCUUGUCAAGCGCAUUCUCGACGCUGUGUUGGUGCUGAGGCAGUACCCCAUGUCCAAAAAGGUUGCGUGGCACGAGCCGAAGAAGGGUCAGGUUGUCAUCGACGCGUCCGAGAACUGGAAGAACGUCUCCAUGGCCAUGAUGGGAGAUAACUUCCUCAACGCGUUGCUUUCGUUCCCCAAGGAACAGAUCAACGACGAGACGUGCGAGUUCCUCGACGCGUACCUCGACGCUCCGGACUUCAACUACGAGGGCGCGAUGAAGUCUGCCCAGGCUGUCGCCGGUCUGUGCAACUGGUGCGAGGCUAUGAAGACGUACCACUUUGUCGCGAAGGUUGUCGACCCGAAGAUGCGAGCGCUGCGGGAGGCGCAGGCCGUGCUCGACGACGCUAACAGGGAGAAGCAAAAGGCCGAGGACGAGCUCGCCGAGGUCCAGGCGGGCUUGGACGCCAUGCAGGCCAAGUUUGAUGAGGCCAUGGCCGAGAAGCAGCGCCUGCUUGACGACGCGGAGGCUACGCAGAAGCGCAUGGACGCCGCCACCGCGCUCAUCACGGCGUUGGCGGGUGAGGAGGUUCGUUGGACCGAGCAGUCGAAGCAGUUCGACUUACAAAUCCAGCGACUGACGGGCGACUGCGCCAUCGCGUCGUCGUUUGUGUCGUACCUCGGUCCCUUCAACAAGGAGUUUAGGGACCUGCUCAUGCAGCGUGAUUUCUACGGCGACCUCAUCAAGCGCGAGAUUCCGGUGACAGAGAAUCUGGACGUGUCCAAGUUUUUGGUCGAGGAGGCGGAGGUUGGCGAGUGGACCCUGCAGGGCUUACCCACCGAUGACAUCUCGGUCCAGAACGGCAUCAUGGUGACGCGUGCGACGCGGUACCCCGUGCUGGUGGAUCCGCAAGGCCAGGGUAUCAACUGGCUCAAGAACCGCGAGCAGGAUAAUCAGCUGCGGGUGACUUCUCUCAAUGACAAGCACUUCAGGACCGUCCUCGACGACUGCCUCUCCUUCGGCAAACCCAUGCUCAUCGAGAACAUUGAGGAGGAGCUCGACCCCGUGCUGGAUCCCGUGCUCGAGAAGAGGUUCGUCAAGAAGGGCAAGAACUUCAUCAUCCAGCUCGACAAGGAGGUUGAUUAUUCGCCAUCCUUCCAACUGUUCUGCACCACUCGCCUGCCCAACCCGCACUACUCGCCAGAGCUAUGCGCAAAGGUGACCGUGGUUGACUUCACCGUCACGCCCGUCGGCUUGGAGGAUCAGCUCCUUGCCAAGCUGAUCCUUAAGGAGAAGAAUGAGCUCGAGGUGCAGCGCCUGGGCCUGAUGGAGGAGGUGACCAAUUACAAGAAGAAGAUCAAGCAGUUGGAGGACGACUUGCUGUUCAGGCUGUCCAACUCGCAGGGUAACCUGCUGGACGACGUGGAGCUCAUCGAGGUGCUCAACAACACCAAGAUCACCGCGCAGGAGGUGAACGAGAAGCUGGCCAACGCGAGCGAGACCAACGCAAAGAUCACCGAGGCUUGCGAGGAGUACCGACCGGUGGCGCACCGGGCGACGCUCAUCUACUUCCUCAUCGCCGAGUUUGCCAGCGUCAACGUGAUGUACCAGACCUCGCUGAAGCAGUUCAAUGAGCUGUACGAGCUCGCCAUCGACAACGCCGAGCCCGCGCAGAUGCCCGCCAAGCGCAUCGUGAACAUCAUCGAUCACAUGACCUACAGCGUGUACCUCUACAUCCAGCGCGGCUUAUUUGAGCGGCACAAGCUCACCUUUGCGCUCAUGAUGACCAACAAAAUCCUCAUCAGCGCCAAGCAGCUCUCCCCCGACAACGUCAACGUUUUCCUGAAGGGCGGUGGCUCAUUGGAUAUCAAGUCAGUGCGCAAGAAGCCGAAGGAGUGGAUCCCCGAUAAGUGCUGGCUCGACGUCAAUGCGCUGCAGAAGACUGCCGCCUUUUCCGACAUCCUCGAUUCGUUUGACCGAAACGAGCCGAUGUGGAAGAAGUGGUACGACCUGGAGGCUCCCGAGCAGGUCAACGUGCCGGACUUUGAGGAUCGCAUCACCAAGUUUGAGAAGAUGAUGAUCGUUAAGGCGCUCAGGGAGGACAGGACGCAGGUUGCCGCGCAGGCGUACAUCGGCGACGCCAUCGGGCAGCAGUUUGUCGAGUCGGUGCCGCUCAACGUGGAGGCCACCUGGGAAGAGACCACGCCCUACCGCCCGGUCAUUUGCCUUCUCUCACCAGGCGCAGACCCGACGAAGCUCAUCGAGGAGCUCGCCAAGAAGAAGAAGCUCAAGCUUUCGGGCGUAUCCAUGGGCCAGGGUCAGGAGAUCAUCGCAAGGAAGCUGAUCCAGACCGCCGUGAAGAAGGGCGAGUGGGUCAUCCUUCAGAACACUCACCUCGGCUUGGGCUACAUGGCCGAGAUUGAGGUGUACCUGACCAAGGCGGAGGAGCUUCACGAGGACUUCAGGCUUUGGAUCACCGCGGAGCCCCACCCCCAGUUCCCCAUCGGCUUGCUCCAGAUGUCCAUCAAGCUCACCAACGAGGCGCCCGUCGGCAUGCGCGCGGGUUUACGCAACUCGUAUGCGUGGGUUACACAGGACAUGAUGGACGCGGUCCCGAGGUACGAGUGGCGCCAGCUGCUGUACAUCAUGUGCUACCUCCACUCCAUCGUUCAGGAGCGCAGAAAGUUCGGUCCGAUCGGCUGGAAUGUCCCGUACGAGUUCAACGCCUCGGACCUUGGCGCUUGCGUCCAGUUCCUCCAGAACCACAUAACGGAGAUGGACAUGAAGAAGCUCAACUCCCCGACGUGGCCGACGGUCACGUACAUGAUUUCCUCGAUUCAGUACGGCGGCAGGAUCACCGAUGGGUUCGACGAGCUCCUGAUGGACACGUACGCCGCCAAGUAUUUCAACCAGGGUGCGCUGACCAAGGGUAUCGAGCUGUUCCCGGGGUACAAAGUUCCCGACUCGACCGAUGUCACAGACUUCCGGGCCGAUAUCGAGGCGCUCCCUUUAACCGAGUCCCCAGAAAUCUUCGGUCUGCACCCCAACGCGGACCUUACGUUCAGAACUCUGGCUGUGAGCGACAUGGUGAGCACGAUCGUCGAUACCAUGCCCAAGUCUGGCGGCGGGGGUGGCGGAAAGUCCCCGGAGGAAAUCGUGAAUGCAAUCUGCGCCGAUCUCCUCUCCAAGGUUCCCGAGCCGUUCGUGCCCGAGAUCACCAAGGAGAUGCUGAAGAAGCUCCCCGGCGGCCCCACCCAGCCGCUCACGGUUCACCUCAGGCAGGAGAUCGACAGGUUGAACAUCAUCAUCAUCCUGGCGACAAAGACUCUCAAGAACCUUCAGCUUGCCAUCGCGGGCACGAUCGCGUUGGCGGGCGACUUGGUGGAUGCCCUUGACAAGCUGUUCAACGCCGCCAUCCCCGCGGCGUGGCUCAAGAAGUCUUGGGAGAGCGCCACGAUCGGUACGUGGUUCCAGGGCUUGCUCAUGAGGCACAAGCAGCUGGAUAAGUGGCUGAGGGAGGGCCGACCCAAGGCGUACUGGCUCACCGGCUUCUUCAACCCGCAGGGUUUCCUGACCGCGAUGAAGCAGGAGGUGAAUAGGCAACACGCUAAAGAUAAGUGGGCUCUGGACGACGUGGUGAUGACGUCGCAGGUCACUCACCCUCCAAAGGAUGUGGAGCAGCUCAAGGACGGCAUGUCUGAGGGCGUGUACGUGUACGGACUGUUCCUGGAGGGUUGCAGGUGGGACGGAAAGCAGAACAAGCUGGUGGAUUCCGAUCCGAAGAAGCUGUUCACGCCGCUCCCGGUGCUGGAGGUUACCGGAGUGUUGGGAAAAGACAAGGUCACGAAGGGCGUUUACGAGGCGCCCACGUACAGGGUGAAGAAACGCACGGGACUCAACUUCAUCUCCACGUUCCCGCUGCGAACGGAGGAUCCCCCGAGCAAGUGGGUCAUGCGCGGCGUGGCGUUGCUCUGCUCGGUGGAUUGAGGAAAUGGAUAGUCGACUUCGGCUCACGCGCGCCACGAACGCUUCUCGCGGCGCGCGUUCCGACGACGACGACGACGAAUUUAGUUUACGAGCGACCCGAACCCUUCUCAGGUGAUUUUCCAACCGAGAAGGACGUGGGGUCGCGGCUGAAACCAAUAGCGAAUAGCUCGAGUGUUAUUUAUGAUAUUCAACACUG